Mustela lutreola (European mink) is the source of this 3152-nucleotide messenger RNA. RefSeq names its product motilin receptor (gene MLNR). Gene Ontology annotation, biological process: G protein-coupled receptor signaling pathway. NCBI's taxonomy places the organism in Eukaryota, Metazoa, Chordata, Mammalia, Carnivora, Mustelidae. The transcript is spliced from 2 exons. The record is from RefSeq and is a predicted model, not a curated record. Gene Ontology annotation, molecular function: G protein-coupled peptide receptor activity. The coding region runs from base 138 to 1397 and encodes 419 amino acids. Gene Ontology annotation, cellular component: plasma membrane.
UGAGCCGCUGCGCGCCCUGGACGCCGGAGGAAGCCCUCGCCGGCUGGGUCCGCACUCGGCCCCCGGUGCCAGCCGGGGGUGCGGCGGCGCGGAGGGGCGCCGAGCGAGUCCUUGCGUCCGCCCGGCGCGGCGCGUCCAUGGGCGGCCCCUGGAACAGCAGCGACGGCGCGGACGGAGUGCUGCUGCCCUGCGACGAGCACCUCUGCUCGCCCUUCCCCCUGGGGGCCCUGGUGCCGGUGACCGCCGUGUGCCUGGGCCUCUUCGCCGUCGGGGUGAGCGGCAAUGUGGUGACGGUGCUGCUGAUCGGGCGCAACCCGGACAUGCGGACCACCACCAACCUGUACCUGGGCAGCAUGGCUGUGUCUGAUCUGCUCAUCCUGCUCGGGCUCCCGUUCGACCUGUACCGCCUCUGGCGCUCGCGGCCCUGGGUGUUCGGGCAGCUGCUCUGCCGCCUCUCGCUCUACGUGGGCGAGGGCUGCACCUACGCCACGCUGCUGCACAUGACCGCGCUCAGCGUCGAGCGCUACCUCGCCAUCUGCCGCCCACUCCGCGCCCGCGUCCUCGUCACCCGGCGCCGCGUCCGCGCGCUCAUCGCGGCGCUCUGGGCCGUGGCGCUGCUCUCCGCGGGGCCCUUCUUCUUUCUGGUGGGCGUCGAGCAGGACCCUGGCGUCCGCGUGGUCCGGGACCCUAACGGAAGCGCGCCGCUCACCCCGUCGCCCCUCGGGGCCUCACGGGCCCCACCGCCGUCCCCGCCGUCGGGGCAUGAGGCGGCGGCCGCCGCGGCGCUGUUCAGCCGCGAGUGCCGGCCCAGCCCAUCUCAGCUGGGCGCACUGCGAGUCAUGCUGUGGGUCACCACCGCCUACUUCUUCCUGCCCUUUCUGUGCCUCAGCGUCCUCUACGGGCUCAUCGGGCGGGAGCUGUGGAGCAGUCGGGGGCCGCUGCGAGGCCGGGCCGCCUCCGGGCGCGAGAGGGGCCACCGGCAGACGGUCCGCGUCCUGCUGGUGGUGGUUCUGGCAUUUAUAGUUUGCUGGUUGCCUUUCCACGUCGGCAGAAUCAUUUACAUAAAUACAGAAGAUUCUUGGAUGAUGAACUUCUCUCAGUACUUUAACAUUGUUGCUUUGCAACUUUUCUAUCUGAGUGCCUCCAUCAACCCGAUCCUCUACAACCUCAUUUCAAAGAAGUACAGAGCAGCGGCCCGGAACCUGCUGCUAGCCAGACAGUCUAGACAGUCCAGACAGAGAAGUGUGUGCAGAAGCGGGGACACGGAGGGGGACACAGGAGGAGACACCACUGGCUACACAGAGACAAGCGCCAAUGUGCAGACAUCGUCCGCUGGCAUGGCCAAACAAGUCGCUUCCUCUCACAAGGCUGGGACUUCAGGGAAAACAGGUCUGUAGGGAAAGGACUGGAAGUGGGGAACUGAUGCCAUUAGGAAGAACUGGGAAGAGUGGUAAGGAUUUUGCAACUUGAUCAGCAACUUCAUCAGCAUGAUAUUUUUUUUUUUUUUUUAUUAAACCAAUGCAGGUAAUUUGACCAUCUUCUGUGGAUGUACCCCUGGAGGAUGUUGAUUUCAGCCUUGGGAAAUGCGACAUCACAAACUGUCUCUGGGGAGGUUUUCUAAGCCUUCGUUCUCCUAAGACUUGGGAAGCAUGAUUCCUCUUUUUCUGGUUAAUAAGUCGUACAGAGAGAUGCUGCUGUGAAAAUUUUCACUUCUGAGAUCAGGGGUGUGUUUGUAUUUUCAUGUUCUGGAUAUACAUGUAUGGGUGCAUAUACAAGGAACCCAGGAUAAUUAGAGCUUUUAUUCCAGAAAUUAUUUAAGGCAAAAUUUUUUAGAAGCCAGUGAAAGGAAUUCUGGGUCAAGGCCAGCUUCCAGGGGUCCCACCUCACUCCUGGCUGAGAACAAAUCAUAGAGUGAGGGACAGUACCAUCUUUCAGAACUUCAGUGCAUAAGCGUGUUGCAGCCCAGUUGUCCCUGAGUCUGCCCCCCGGGAUCUCCCAGUGCCACAGCUGCCUGGUGGCGGACACCAGCAUGGAAGCCUGAGGGCAGGGAGAAGCAGCAGGACUUGGCUUCCCUACAAAGUGACUACUCAUGACAUUUAUAAAGAUGGUUAUUAUCCCUUAUUUUCCUCAACUCAGUGGGAUACCUGUUGUUAUCAUUCCUGGUUUACAGGUGAUGGAAUCGAGUCUUAGAUGUCCUAGACAGCGACUGGUGGGCCUGAAGCUGAACACCCGCCAGUCUUUAAGAUUUUCAACCUCCUCCCAUCCAGAGACGUGGUACUCACAGCAUCUGUGCAAAGAUGCAAGAGUCAGUGGAUGAAAGGAGUCGGGGUGAAAGAGAAUGUGUCGGACAUUCCAACCAACAGCUCUGUUACUGUUUUGUGUUUUACAGUUUAUUAUUAUUUUUUUAAGAUUCGAUUUAUUUAUUUGACAGAGAUCACAAGUAGGCAGAGAGACAGGCAGAUAGAGAGGAAGGGAAGCAGGCUCCCUGCCGAGCAGAGAGCCCGAUGCAGGGCUCCAUCCCAGGACCCUGGGAUCAUGACGUGAGCCAAAGGCAGAGGCUUUAACCCACUGAGCCACCUGUAACACACUGUAAACUGUGUUUUACAGUUUAAAACACAGACCUGUUUUCACAGGGCUGCUGCUGCCUCCCUGACUCCAAGGGGCCUUGUUCGCUCCACAGUCUUGUGUGAAUGGCGCCCCCUGGAUGUGGGCAGGACAUAGAGUUCUCCAUUGCAAACCACAAAUGGUGAAGCUAUAAACGAGUCCACUCAACGUGCUGACAAAGGUCUGUCAUUUUAUACUGACUAACCCAAUACAGUGAUGCCUUCAGGUCCCCGUGAAGGGUCCUAAAACCUGGUCCUCCUGGAACAGCAGAGAAGUCUUGUCAGCACUGUGUCUCUGCGAAGGGGAGAGAGAAGCAGGUAGGGGCGCCUUGGGGCGGCAGUCCCUAAACUGUACACAGCAUGUAUUUGGUGAGUCUGUGGUUAACUAUGGCAGGAAGGCACUGCACACUGCACCCCACCUCCUUGAGAGUCACCACAGCACUUACCACAUCCGAGGCCCCAGGUUGUUUCACCCAGCAUUUCCUUGACUUCUCUUGUCCCAGAACCAUCUCCCCAUCCUCCCGCCUCAAGAAUUCUUUGAAACCUCAU